UGUAUAGACAGCAUGCGUUUCUCCAGAGGCGCCGACGCGGGACCGCUGGGCAACUCCAGUUCGUGGUGGCCUCUGGCUGCCGAUAGUGCCAACACGAGCCAGGAAGUAGAUGCGCUUGGGGAAGGUGGCGGAAGUCCCCCGGGAGACCGGCGCAAUGAGGAACUGGCCAAGCUGGAGAUCGCGGUGCUGGCGGUGACUUUCGUGGUGGCCGUGCUAGGCAACAGCAGCGUGCUUCUGGCGCUACACCGCACACCGCGCAAGACGUCCCGCAUGCACCUCUUCAUCCGACACCUCAGCCUGGCCGACCUAGCUGUCGCCUUCUUCCAGGUGUUACCGCAGCUGUGCUGGGACAUAACCUACCGUUUCCGCGGACCCGACUGGCUGUGUCGCGUGGUGAAACACCUGCAAGUGUUCGCCAUGUUCGCGUCGGCUUACAUGCUGGUAGUAAUGACCGCAGACCGGUACAUUGCCGUGUGCCACCCGCUCAAGACUCUGCAGCAGCCGGCACGCCGCUCGCGCUUCAUGAUCGCUGCCUCUUGGGUACUGAGCUUCGUGCUGAGCACGCCACAGUACUUCAUCUUCUCCAUGAUCGAGGUGAACAAUGUUACCAAAGCUCAAGACUGCUGGGCCACCUUUAUUCAGCCCUGGGGCACCCGAGCCUAUGUGACCUGGAUGACAAGCGGCAUCUUCGUGGCUCCCGUGGUCAUCUUAGGUACCUGCUACGGCUUCAUCUGCUACCACAUCUGGCGCAACAUCCGCGGAAAGACCGCGUCGCGCCAAAGCAAGGGCGCAAGCGGCGCGGAGGACGCCCUCCAUAAGGGGAUUCUGGUAGCGCCCUGUGUCAGCAGUGUGAAGACCAUUUCCCGCGCCAAGAUUCGCACCGUAAAGAUGACUUUUGUGAUUGUGACGGCUUACAUCCUCUGCUGGGCUCCUUUCUUCAUCAUCCAGAUGUGGUCGGUCUGGGAUGAAAAGUUCAUCUGGACCGAUUCAGAAAACCCUUCCACUACCAUCACGGCAUUACUGGCUUCCUUGAAUAGUUGCUGCAAUCCCUGGAUAUACAUGUUUUUUAGUGGCCAUCUCCUGCAAGACUGUGUCCAAAGCUUUCCAUGCUGCCACCACAUGAAGCAAAAAUUCAACAAAGAUACCGACAGUAUGAGCAGAAGACAGACUUCUUAUUCUAACAACCGAAGCCCAACAAAUAGUACCGGUACAUGGAAGGACUCACCUAAAUCUUCCAAGUCCAUCAAAUUUAUUCCUGUUCCAACCUGAGCCCCAAGUUCAUGCUGCCUGGCUCUUGUAAUUGACUUUUUGGUCCA
Molecule: messenger RNA, 1316 nt
Organism: Marmota flaviventris (yellow-bellied marmot)
Lineage: Eukaryota; Metazoa; Chordata; Mammalia; Rodentia; Sciuridae
Gene: Avpr1a
Product: arginine vasopressin receptor 1A
Biological process (GO): regulation of systemic arterial blood pressure by vasopressin; cellular response to hormone stimulus; G protein-coupled receptor signaling pathway
Cellular component (GO): plasma membrane
Molecular function (GO): vasopressin receptor activity; peptide binding
Source: RefSeq, a predicted model, not a curated record